Cebus imitator (Panamanian white-faced capuchin) is the source of this 2633-nucleotide messenger RNA. It is a transcript of the gene FANCE, whose product is annotated as FA complementation group E. The transcript has 10 exons. The record is from RefSeq and is a predicted model, not a curated record. Gene Ontology annotation, biological process: interstrand cross-link repair. The coding region runs from base 255 to 1865 and encodes 536 amino acids. NCBI's taxonomy places the organism in Eukaryota, Metazoa, Chordata, Mammalia, Primates, Cebidae. Gene Ontology annotation, cellular component: Fanconi anaemia nuclear complex.
CUCCUGUUCAGGCUCGGCUGCUGGCCGCGCCUCUCUUCCCUUUCAGACUGCGCGCCGACUGCUGCAGCUCCGGGCGGCCACAGGCUCCUCCGGUCUUCCAGCACUGAGAAGAGAUUGUAGCGGGCGCUGGAGCUGGCCCGCUGCCGCUGCUGCGGCCGCUGCGUCGGGACGGCGCUGGAGUCCUCCUUUCCCCUCAGCCUCUGAGCUGAGGCCCCAAACCUCAGUCGGGGGCGGCGCGGCACCCGUGCCCUGUCAUGGCGACCCCGGACGCGGGGUUCCCUGGGACUGAGGGCGCGGAGUCGGCGCCCUGGGCGCAGCUGGAGGCCCCUGCCCGCCUCCUGCUGCAGGCGCUGCAGGCGGGGCCCGAGGGGGCGCGGCGCGGCCUGGGGGUGCUGCGAGCAUUGAGCAGCCGCAGCGGGGAGCCCUUCGACUGGGGCCGCUUGCUCGAGGCCCUGUGCCAGGAGGAGCCGGUCGUGCAGGGGCCUGACGGCCGCCUGGAGCUGAAACCACUGUUGCUGCGAUUGCCCUGGAUAUGCCAGAGGAACCUGAUGUCCCUACUAAUGGCUGUGCAGCCAUCGCUGCCACAAAGUGGGCUUCUCUCUGUGCUGCAGAUUGCCCAGCAGGACCUAGCCCCUGAUCCCGAUGCCUGGCUCCGUGCUCUGGGGGAAUUGCUGCAAAGGGAUUUGGGGGUGGGGACCUCCAUAGAGGGACCUUCUCCACUGUCCAAAAAAUGCCAGACACAGCUCCGAGGUCUGUGUAGGGGGCUGGGCCAAGGGGGCAGGAGGUUGAAAUCGUCCCAGGCUCCAGACCCUGAAGAAGAGAAGAACAGAGACUUCGAGCAGCCCGGUAAACGCAGAAAGGAGUCAGAGGAAGAGCCUGCCAGUCCUGAGGGGAACAGGGCCCCCAAAAGGUUACGGUGUUGGGAAGAGGAAGAGGAUCAUGAGGAGGAAAGACCUGAACAUAAGUCACUGGAAUCCCUGGCAGAUGGAGGAAGUGCAUCUCCUAUUAAGGACCAGCCUGUCAUGGGAGCUAAGACUGGCAAGGACGGUUCAAGUCUGGAGGAUGCUAAGGGUCUAGCUGAGAGUUUGGAGUUGCCCAAAGCUAUCCAGGACCAGCUUCCCAGGCUGCAGCAGCUGCUGAAGACCUUGGAGGAGAGGUUAGAGGGGUUGGAGGAUGUCCCCCCAGUUGAGCUACAGCUUCUCCAUGAAUGUAGUCCCAGCCAGAUAGACUUGCUGUGUGCCCAACUACAGCUCCCCCAGCUCUCAGACCUCGGUCUCCUGCAGCUCUGUACCUGGCUGCUGGCCCUUUCACCUCAUCUCAGCCUCAGCAAUGCUACUGUGCUGACCAGAAGCCUCUUUCUCGGACGGAUCCUCUCCUUGACUUCCUCAGCCUCCCGCCUACUUAAAACUGCCCUGACCUCCUUCUGUGCCAAAUAUACCUAUCCUGUCUGCAGAGCCCUCCUUGACCCCGUGCUCCAGGCCCCAGGUACAGGUCCUGCUCAAACGGAGUUACUGUGUUGCCUUGUGAAGGCAGAGUCCCUAGAGCCAGACGCACAGGUUCUAAUGCUGGGACAGAUCUUGGAGCUGCCUUGGAAGGAGGAAACUUUCUUGGUGUUGCAGUCACUCCUAGAGCGGCAGGUGGAAAUGACCCCUGAGAAGUUCAGUGUCUUGAUGGAGAAGCUCUGUAAAAGGGGGCUGGCAGCCACCACCUCCAUGGCCUAUGCCAAGCUCAUGCUGACAGUGAUGACCAAGUACCAGGCUAAUAUCACCGAGACCCAGAGGCUGGGCCUGGCUAUGGCCCUAGAACCUAACACGACCUUCCUGAGGAAGUCCCUGCAGGCUGCCUUGAAACAUUUGGGCCCUUGACCAUCCACCAAGGGAUCACCCUCUUGGAACUCCAUCAGCAGCUUCCUGAAGGGCAUUUCUGCCUUUACCGCCUUGUCAUGAGCCCUAGCCUGAGGGUAAAGGCUGAGCCUAGCCAUUCCAGGUUCCAACUGCCUCCCUCUUCAGGCUGCAGAGGGACCAUAUUGGCUUCUCAGCCAGCAGGGAGGCUCCUGGGCUAAGGGAGUUCAACUACAUUUUCUCUUUCUUUUGUUUUGUUUUGUUUUGAGAGAAGGUAUUGCUCUGUCAUCCAGGCUGGAGUGCAGUGGUGUGAUCAAUCAUGGCUCACUGCAACCUCUGCCUCCCAGGCUUAAUCCUCCCAUCUCAGCCUCCCAAGUAGCUGGGACUACAUGCACAUGCGCUGUGCCCAGCUAAUUUUUUUUAUUUUGUAGAUAAUCAACUUGUCAGGGCUGGUCUUCAAUUCCUGAGCUUAAGUGAUCUUCCCGCCUUGGCCUCCCAAAGUGUUGAGAUUACAGGCAUGAGCCACCAUACCAGGCCAUAGCUAUAUUUUCAAAGGCUGCUGACGCCAGGCCCACUCCUCAUCAAUUCUCAGGCUGCAGGGACAGAAACUUUCUGAUAGGGCUCAGUAGGGUCAAGCUGACCCAGAGUAGACAUGAGAUGCUCUAGGAGGUCUGGGGUACCAGUGUGCUCAGAUGAAGCUCUUGUGCUUCUGUAUGUUAUGACUCUCUGUGUUUUGUUUCUGACGAAUAAUAAUUUAUCAAUGGUAUUGAAUAAAAAGUAAGUUCAAUAAUG